Molecule: messenger RNA, 603 nt
Organism: Pseudozyma hubeiensis SY62
Lineage: Eukaryota; Fungi; Basidiomycota; Ustilaginomycetes; Ustilaginales; Ustilaginaceae
Exons: 2
Coding region: 1-603 (200 amino acids)
Source: RefSeq, a predicted model, not a curated record
AUGGUUCCGUUCUUGCUGCAUGGCCACCGCCGAAGGGCGACAGACGUUGUGUCUUUGUUCUCCUUCGACCAUCAAUCAUCAAGUGUCAACUUCGAAGAGGGGCUUGCGUCUGCUACGUCGAUUUGGUUCGGUCGGCAGAGGAGAGGACAACGGCGCAUCCGCAGCGUCGGACGCGAUGCGGAGAGCCAGGAGCCGUGCAGGGCUCAGGCGGCUGAACCCGAAGUCAAAAAUGAAUUCACAACGCGGAUGCAGAGUGCUGUGCGCACCGAGCAAGCGGCCCCUUUCUCGAGCCCUGUGGACCGAUUCAACCAGACUGGCGCCGAGUGCCCCCAGGCUUCGAACUCGCUCAUGCGCCCUCGGCGGCUGUGCUCCUAUUGGCCGGUCGUGGCAGUGACGGGACAGCUGCAGAUCCUCGAUUCCUACUUGCGCUUAGUGUCUUUUGCAUCACGACGAGGGCGGUACCUAUCAAGCCCGGACUCCGAAGUCGCAUCGUGUCAAGGUCCCGACACGGCCUUUCAUCUUCAUCGAUCCAAGCAGAUGCGAAAAACAAACACCAACAGCAUCCGACGUUUUCUCGCCGAUCUAUUUGUGGCGGUCGACUAG